Molecule: messenger RNA, 12924 nt
Organism: Trypanosoma brucei brucei TREU927
Lineage: Eukaryota; Euglenozoa; Kinetoplastea; Trypanosomatida; Trypanosomatidae
Product: dynein heavy chain, putative
Exons: 1
Coding region: 1-12924 (4307 amino acids)
Biological process (GO): microtubule-based movement
Cellular component (GO): dynein complex
Molecular function (GO): dynein light intermediate chain binding; ATP binding; dynein intermediate chain binding
Source: RefSeq, a predicted model, not a curated record
AUGGAGCGCUCAGGACCCAUCGUUGUUGAGUCGCAACUACUGAACGUUGUACAGCGUCACCUGCGCGUUAUAUUCGGUGGAGGGAACUUAACGCGUGGUGAUGGUUGCAUUUUGUUUACUGCGCAGCCGAUCCCCAUUGGUGGUGAAGAGGAAGCACGAUUGACAGAUGAUCUUCAGCGGUUAUGCCUGACAAUCGUGCGGGAUAUGACAGGUGGUCGUACGAGCCUCCGACUUCCCUCAGAAAGUGAGGAAACAAACUUUACACUGGUGAAGAAGCAGGUGCUGCCCUUCGAUAAAUUUUUGAAGGAGGUAGGGGCUGUUGAUGACUUUCCCGACAAUAUAGAUGAGGUAUCCGACCAACCGAACAUUCACCUUGUGUUGGAAACGCUCUACAACGAUGUUGUGUCGGACCUGCCUAGUGGGGCGGUGAUGGUGGAAAAGUUCCCAAAGGUUAUGUGCCCGACGGGUAAGCGGCUGGAUCUGGUAAUGAGGAAAGCAUCCUGUGUGCAAGUGUACUCUAAUCUCUCCACCCCGCUUCCCAUGGAAAGGGCCAAAUCCUCGCGCCCCGCGGGUGAUGAGGAGGAAAAUGAAGAUGCCGAUACGAACGGCGUUAGUGGAGGGGCAGCUGCUACCAAGAAGUCUUCCGGGGAGCCGCAACUAAAAGUAUGGGUUAAUAUGCGUGUAUUGGCCAGUGCUGUUGCUUCCUAUUCGGCCACCCCAGUUGAACAUGAAUUACCAAUUCAGUGGCGUCAAAAGUCUUUCGCUUUGGCAGAGGCACGGGAGGUUCUGGGACUUGUGUAUGAGACGCUCCGCUCUUACUGGAAGCGCAACCCUCACAGUGAGCGCAAUAAAAUGGACGCGGCGGUGCUGCUCUCCAUAGUUUCGGGGGAUCUGCAGGAGUACGUUAAAGGCCAACUACUACUCGAUGGAAGAGACUGGCGUGGCAUAUGGCGUAUGAAUAUUGAUCAACUGGAGAAAUCCGUGGAGUUGAUUGCGGAGUGGGGAUCAAUGAAGGAAGUCCUGCUGAGAGGAGAGUGGAAAGAUGUGGAUGUGGGAUCUGAAAAGGGUGGAGUGCAGAGUGCUUUUGAACAACGCUUGCGGGACGUGUUGAGAAUUCGGCAACUGCUGGCCAGUGCAGAGAAUCUUUCACCAGGAAAGGCGCCAGAGAGCAUUGCACCCGAAGUUGUGUUUGACGGAGAAAGCGUUACGGACCGGAGGGUGACAUCCGAUGACCGCUGGAAAACGUGCAUCGGCAAAUUUGAAAAAGAGUUCUCUUUCCUGGAGGACCAUCUUCGUGGUCGCGUGAAGCAGCUCUUCGGCAGUAAUCAGCGGGGUCAGGAAGAUUUGAUCCGUACGCUCAAGCAGCACAGAACUCUGCUUAACCGGGAGGGGAUUAAAAACGGCGUCGAGGGUGAUAUGGCCAGUGUUGCUGAACACCUCAUCAAGCAGCUGCAAAAGAUCCAAGUGCGCUAUGAGAAUAACAAGCGGCGGUCUACGACAGACCUGCAUACUGUAAAAAUGGCCAAGUCCGCCCAGACGGAGUGCGCGCAGAUACCAGAGAUUGCUGGCAUCCUCUUUGGAAAAUCCACAAGCCUUGACCAGGUUGUGAAGGUCGCUGAGGGUAUUAUGGGUGAAAUGCAAAAAGAGGAGAGCGAGGCAUUAGCAGCUUGGAGGCAGAACAUGGAAAACCAUUGCAAGAAGUUAACAAGUUUACCAGAUGCUGUUGUAUUUAACGGAUCCAACAAGCAGUGUAUCACAUGUACUGUGCAUCCAUCUAUCAAACAGUGCUUACAGGAGAUAUACAGCAUGCGUAGUUGGUGCGGUCGUCGCCACGAGGAGCUUUUGCGCAUUAGUGAGGAGGGGGAGGGUGUAAUUAAGGCCUGUGAAAAACUUAUUAAAGCCACCACUCGCAGUAUGCAGGUCGUGAGCAACUACAACACCGUGCAACGGCAAAUCAUUCACUGUACGCGGUCGAUGCUUGAGUCAGCCUCGAAUCAUGCCUUGUCACAGUUGCUCUACAAGGGCUCCGACAAGCGGUUAGUAACUAUUGCUAACUACAACGAAAUUGACGGCCUCAACAUGCGGUUCCAAAACGCAGUGGACGCACUGUGCGUGGAAAACCGCCGCAUCCGCCGUUUUCAUGUUGACUUCAUGAAUCAGGUGGCAGAGUUGCACAACCUCGAACUUGCCGGCCAAACGGAUCAGUGGCGUACGGCUGUAGAUGGUCUGCGGCGCUUAUUCGAGGAGUUCCUGAAUGCCCACAACAUCGACAAUUAUGACAAUUGGCGGCGUCAUCUCGAUGCUCAAAUCUACAAAGCGCUAGAGCACCAAUACCAGCGAGGUUUGGAAACAAUGCAUGAGAAGAUGCAGGAAUUUAAGGUGGAAUUGGUGUUCAAACAGGGCCAGGUACAGUUCAAGCCCAGUUUUGAAGCGGUGCGUGAGGCGUACUACCAGCAGGUGCGCGAGUUGGUGGGUAUUCCGCUCCGCUUCCGCGGCCUCCAACAGAAGAAGGAAUCGGGGGGUCCUUACGAGUUGUACAAAUUGAUACCACUUUCAAACAAGGACCGUAUCGUUACCGUCCACCUCAAGGCGGUGGAGCUCUUCGGAAAGCUUAACCGUGUGCGUAAAGCGUUCCGCACACAUGUGCUGGUAGGAACUUGCGGCAUAAAUGGUGGCCCUGACAUUGACGCACUUGUCGAAGCAACUUGCGCGAAUCUCAAGAACUACUCGGAUGGUUUUAAUGUUGUGAAGGAGCAGUUAAAUAAACUUCGUGACAUCGAUGAUAAUAUGAAAAUUGACGGAUUCACUAUUAGCACUAUUCCCAUAAAGGCGAGUGUUGAGGAGCAGCUACAUCGCCUCGAGGAGGCAUUGCUCAACGCCAUGCGUAAGACGAUGCAGCAGACGCUGUCAGCAAUUGACACCUUUGUGUACAACGCCUCUAACGUCAUCACACGGCAACCUGUUACUAUGGAAGAGGUUGGACAGGCAAAUAAGGCCUAUCGAGAGUUCGUGGCAGCAAUGCCAUCAUAUGAAGAAAAGUUUAGUGAGGCGGAGGAAUUGAAUCGGGUGCUCCGGCAGCACACUGGAACGGUUAUUGACAUCGGUUCCACAAAGUCCCGUUGGGAACACUUGCGCGAGGCAAUCGCGUCACACCACAAAGUUAUUGACGCUUCUAUGUCAAAAAUGCGGGUCUCGCUGGACAGCAUGAUCCAAAAGCAUAUGAAAGAUGGGCAACGCUUCUCUUCCAAGUGGGAUAAAAUGAAAGCGCAGCUUCUCGAGGCGUUUAAAGAGAGCAAACCUGCGUUGAUCGAUACUACCUUGACGCAGAUGAAGGACAGCUACAACGAGUUGGAUGAGCUGAAAACUCAAUCAAAAGAGCUUGAAGCUAAAUGCUUGCACUUUAAACUUCCACCACCAAACUUCCAUGAACUGGAAACCACGCUUAAUGACGUCUCGCAGACAGCCACUAUGUGGACUCUCUAUGAUAACUUCAGAGAGAGCCUUGAUACAUUGCGCAAGGAGGAUUGGCUGACCUUCCGGUCGCACACAUACGUAUUUGAGGACUUCAUGAAGGAAUGGAAAGCAAAGCUGACUGCAACUGCUAACGCAUCCCAUAUGGGUAGUGAUACGGAUGUCAUCGCACAAUACCUUCAUAACAUGCUUGAGGGGUGGGCAAUUUGUGUCCCCAUGUUCCGUUUUGUUCGCGGUGAGGGUAUGAUGACGGAACACUGGAACGAAAUGUUUCGUCUGCUUGAAAUAGAGAAGGGGAUGACGAGCACGGAUCUUACGUUCGGUCAUAUCCUCGACCAUCACAAACAGCUUGUAGCAGCAGAAACCGAGCUGAAACAACUUCAUGCAAGGGUUCAGGGUGAAGUGCAAAUACGUGAGGCACUGCAAGACCUCCGAGCGUGGGCUUUGGAGGCCAAUUUUACUCUCAUCGCCCCAGCAGACAGUGCAACACCGGCGAAGGUGAAGCUCAUCUCUGAGUGGAAGGAGACUUUAGCACAAGUGAGUGACAACCAGUCACUGAUUGGGUCACUUAAAGACAGUCCAUUCUUUUCCCACUUUGCGGAUGAGGCAAACGGGUGGGAGGUCAAACUUGCUAACUUGUAUGAAGCUCUUAUGCUGAUGAAUACGAUACAACGGAAAUGGACAUACCUGGAACCCAUCUUCGCUCGUGGUGCGUUACCACAGGAACAGGCUCGCUUUAAGCGUGUGGACAAAGAAUUUGUGUCUAUCAUGCAAGAUGUAGAGGCAGAUCCACGCGUGAUGACGAUUGCAUCGCAGGCGGACAUUGUGGACCGCUUGAAGACUAUUCUCGACCAAAUUGAGCGUUGCCAGAAAUCACUGAUGGAGUUUCUCGAGUCCAAACGUGAGAGUUUCUCCCGUUUCUAUUUUAUUAGUGACGAGGAUAUGCUUGAAAUAUUGGGUCACAGCAAGAGCCCAUCUGUUAUUCAGGCCCACCUCAAGAAACUCUUUAUGGGAAUUAACUCCGUGAUCUUCAGCGAGGAUCAUAAGUUUAUCACGCAUAUGGUGUCCUCAGAUCGAGAGCAAGUGGAAUUGGCAAAACCCGUGUCUAUCGAGGAGGAUGACGUUGAGAAGUGGCUGGUUGCGUUGGACCAGUGCAUGAAGGAAACGUUACAACGACUUUUGGCCUCUUGUGUGAAAGUGAAGAAUAUCAUUGACCCUGAGCCAAUAAACCGUUACCCCUCGCAAGUACUUCAAGUGACACUGCAGGUGCAGUUCAGUGCAGCUGUAGAAGAAGCAAUCAGCAAAAACUCCUUAUCAGCACUGGGAGGUGAGUUGAAGAACGUUUUGAACAAGUUGACAAUGUUUCCUGCUGAUACCGACCCUGUAUCCAAGUUGAAGGUGAAAGCCCUUAUCCUCGAUGUUAUUCAUCACAUUGAAGUCGUAGAAGCACUGGUGGCGAAAGGAGUGACUUCCACGGAGUCUUGGUGGUGGCAGAAGCAGUUGCGCUACUACAUGAACGAAAACGAACUAUGCUACGUAGCGAUGAUGGACACAAAGUUUGAUUAUACGUACGAAUACCAAGGCAAUGCGGCAAAACUUGUGCACACUCCGCUGACUGACAAGUGUUACUUGGUUCUUACCAAAGGUAUGCAACUUGGUUAUGGUGGUAAUCCGUACGGACCUGCAGGUACAGGUAAAACGGAAUCUGUGAAAGCGCUGGGUAGUGCAAUGGGGCGGCAAGUGCUUGUUUUCAACUGCGAUGAGGGUAUUGACUUUAAGUCUAUGGGGCGUAUCUUCAUGGGAAUUGUCAAGUGCGGUGCCUGGGGCUGCUUCGAUGAGUUCAAUCGUCUCAAAAUAGAUCAGCUUUCAGCCAUAUCUCAAAUGAUUCAAGUAAUCCAGGAGGCAAUUAAAAAUCGCGAGCCCUCCUGCACACUUCUAAACCGGCUUAUUCAGGUGAACAAGAACGCUGGUAUCUUCGUUACACUGAACCCCGCCGGUAAAGGUUACGGUGGACGUUCUAAGUUACCGGAUAACUUGAGGCAACUGUUCCGUGAGGUUGCCAUGACACAGCCCAACAACGAGCUUAUCACGUCGACCAUGUUGUUGUCAGAGGGUUUUACUCAUGCGAAAAACCUAGCAAAGAAAAUCGUGGAAAUGUACCGCCUUUCUGGGCAGCUAAUGUCAAAGCAGCAGCACUACGACUGGGGUCUGCGUUCACUGAAGGCUGUGCUUCACCUUGCAGGGUCUUUGGUGCAAAAGUGGAAGGCAGACAACGGAGGUAAUGCAGCUAGUGAGAAACAGGAAGAAGAGCUGGUUUUGCAAUCGCUUAGCAUCAACAUGCUUAGCAAACUCUCCGUCGAUGACGCACGACUCUUCAGGGAAUUAGCAGUGGAUGUGUUCCCGCAGGUGAGUAUUCGCGAGAUUGCGUACGGGGAGCUCGAAUCUGCCAUUGAAGUGGCUGUGCGUGAGCUGGGUUUGCAGCUCGUCAAGUCCCAGGUUCACAAGGUCCUUCAGUUAUACGAGGCGCUGGGUCAGCGUAUGGGAGUUGUGCUUGUUGGUCCAAGCGGUAGUGGAAAGAGCACACUUCUUCGCAUUCUCCGCAAAGCGAUGCAAAUACUAAAGAUUGAAGUCCCGCUGCAUGUAAUGAACCCUAAGGCUAUUCACCGACAGCAGCUUUUGGGUUAUAUGGACCCGGACACACGAGAGUGGUACGAUGGUGUGCUGUCCGCCGCUGCGCGGGAUGUUGUGAGACAACCGAAAGAAUCUCGGCCGUGGAUUCUAUGUGAUGGCGAUAUUGACCCUGAAUGGGUUGAGUCGCUCAACUCUGUCCUUGACGACAACAAGUUGUUGACACUUCCCAAUGGUGUGCGUAUCCAGUUUGGUAAGAAUGUGAACUUUAUUUUUGAGACACACAGCCUCGCAUAUGCCUCUCCUGCCACUGUAUCCCGUAUGGGUGUCAUCCUGUUCUCCGAAGAUGAUGUUAGUCUUGAGCCCGCUGUACGCUCGUUUCUCCACAAGCAACCAGAGGAGCGUCGGGAGCUCCUUGGGCCUCUUAUUGAAAAAUACCUUAUUCCCGCUGUGCAUCAAACACUGCGACUGGACGCCCUCGUGGUACCUACAACCGGUAUGGGGAUUCUUAACUGUUGUCUUGCACACAUUUUGCAUGUGGCCAAUGAAGAAGACUUCGUGUUCUCGCUGCUUCGCGGGCUCUGUGGUAUGCUCCACCCUGAAGGCGCCAAAACUAUCACAACAGCAGUGUACGAAAUGGGAAAAGUUAGCCCUGUGUCCAAGAAGCGACCAUUGGAUACUUACUACGAUCACGAGAAAAAAUGUCUAAAAGAGUUCGCCUCGAAUCUCACAGUGGACAGUUCGUCCGGAUCACUCCUGAAGGGUGAGUUAAUUGUUCCCACUGUGGACGUGCAGCGACUUAUGGCAACCCUUGAGCCUUUGGUGAGCGACACCAACUGCCGUCCAGUGUUCCUCGUCGGUCCGGAGGGAAGUGGAAAGAGCAUUACUCUGCAACAGUGCUUUGCCCGCCACAGUGGUGUGAGGAUCACCGUCCUUCAUUGCAGCGCGCAAACUACUUCGCUUCACCUCAUUCAAAAACUAGAGCAAAUGUGCACCAUAUCCAGCACAAGCAGUGGGCAUGUGUACCGUCCUAAGGAGGGUGAAAGACUAGUGAUUAUUCUAAAGAACGUAAAUCUUCCCAAACCGGAUAGGUAUGGCACUGUGGAACUUCACGCCUUCAUGAUGCAGUUGAUCAUGUACCAAGGGUUUUACAACAACGACCUAGAGUGGAUUGGCAUCGAGAAGGUUCAACUGGUGGCUAGUAUGAACCCCACAGUGUCAGCUGGUCGUUACGCUGUUACACCUCGUCUUCUCGCCGUUGUGGGAAUCGUUUUCAUGUCCUACCCUUCAAAGGCGGGCCUCAACCAGAUAUAUACGGAAUACUUCAAAUCACUCAUUAGCAGUGUACCCGAUCUGGGUUGUGACCUCGCAAACUGCCCUACAUUAUCGGGGUUUGUGAUUAACGUGUUUGAGAAGAUUUGCCGUAAGCGCGAAGGGGAGGAGUAUGCCCACUGUCUCUUCUGCCCGCGCAGUAUCACCAAUUGGGUCACCAAUGUACUCAUGUAUGAGAUUGACUCACAAACCACAACGCUUCCCGCUGUUUUGGGACACGAAGCGACGUGCAUCUUCGCUGACUGUCUCCCUCGCGCUGAAGACAUCAAGAAGGCCCGGAAAACCAUAAGUGAGUCCCUCGCCACGAUAGGGUACUCCUCCACUUCCUCCUCAUCUGCUGAUGACGCAAAUUCCAUCCUGUUUGUCUCGUGGCUCAGUGAGGCAGACGAACGCGGUCAGAAACGUCUGAAGGGUGUAUCGUACGAAGCUGCUGCUGCUGAGGUUGAGCAGGGAAUAGUGAAGUACAGCCGUGAACACAAAACUCUGAAUAUCCACGUAAUUCCUGAAGUUGUUGGGUGGCUCGCGCGUGUGGACCGUGUGCUGACCCGGCCGUUCGGUCAUCUUAUUUUGGUGGGCCGCCCCGGUGUGGGGCGACGUAACGCCGUCUGCCUCGCUGCAUUUCUCCUAAAAAUGAACGUGGUGACACUCAAUAUGAUGCAGAAGUACGCACUGAAAAACUUUCGCCAAGACUUGAGGCAGUUUAUACAGCGAGCAACGACACAGAACGAGCGGUUGGUUCUUAUGCUCGAAGAUCACAACAUCGUCGACGAAACCUUCUUGGAGAUGAUCAACAGUCUUGUGAGCAGCGGUGAGGUGCCUGGUCUCUUUACACAGGAGGAGGUGGAAACAAUGUGUGCCUCAUUGCGUGAGGAUGCCGCCAAUGAUGGAUACAUGGGAUCUAUUGCAUCCUUCUACCUUCAGCGCCUUCGCCGAAACCUCCGCAUCGCACUAGUGAUGGACAACUGCCACCCUCUCUUUUUGGUUAGGCUACAGUCUAACCCAGGGCUCAUAAGCAACUGCGAUUUGCUGUGGAUGGGCGCGUGGAGCAACGACGCCACUCGCAAUAUAUGCAAGAAACGACUUGCUGCUGUAAUUGAUAACAUUGGUGCCGAUUCUGCGAAUAAAGGUUUUCAUUUACACCGUGAGCUCUUCUCUGUGCACGAGUCCUUCGGCGAAGAGGCGACGCCCGAACGCUUCCGAGUACUGAUGGAAAAUUAUGAAUCAAUUCUUCAAAAGAAAGGUGAGAGCGGUGAGGCUAGUUUGAAGCGACUUGAUGCGGGCCUUGCGAAGCUGCACGAGGCAGAGGAAAGCGUGGCGAAGAUCCAGUCGGACGUUAAGCGCAAGAAAAAGAAGGUGGAGGAAAAACAAAAGGAAGCCGAUAAAGCCCUGACGGAGAUUCAACAGAAGAUGGAGGAGUCAAAAGAGCAGCGUGACACGGCAGAGGAGUUGCAAGCGCGACUGAGCACUGAACAAGAGGAAAUUGCGGUGAAGAGGGAGAAGGUAACGAAGGAGUUGAGCGGCAUCACACCAAUGCUUGAAUCCGCGCGUGAGGCUGUUAGCUCCAUUCGAAGUGAGCAACUGAACGAAAUUCGGUCACUCAAGGCGCCACCAGAGCCAGUGAAAGACGUGCUGGAGGCUGUCCUUGCGCUACUUGGUGUGAAUGAUGUGUCAUGGCAAUCUAUGCGCAAGUUUCUUGGUGAGCGUGGUGUCAAGGAGAGAAUUCUUGAUUUCGACGCAAAGAAUAUCUCAACUCCCAUCCGAGAGAACGUCGCGCGGCUCAUGAAUCAAAAAGCCGGUUCUUUCAAGCAGGAAACUAUCCGUCGUGCUUCUGUCGCCGCCGCACCGAUGGCAGCGUGGGUGAAGGCUAUGAUCGAUUACUCCACCAUCCUCGAAAGCAUUGGUCCGCUCAACAAGCAACUUGAGGAUUUGGAGACAAACAGCGCAAAGGGUCAGGAACAACUCAAACAACUCAAGAGCAAGCUGAAAAAAAUCGAUGAAGCCGUUGCGAAGUUACGGAAGGAGUUCUCUGAGAAGUGCAAAGACGCGGAGCGAAUCAAGGACACACUUGAGAAGGCGCAGAAGGAGCUUACCAAAGCGAAGGAUUUGCUUGAGAAACUCAGUGGGGAGAAAACACGGUGGUCACAGGAUGCUCAGAAGAUUCAAUCAAGCAACCAGCUGCUUCCAAAGCGCGCCCUCGUUGCAGCGGCUUUUAUCACAUACAUCGCACGUGAAACUGAAGAUGUUCGCCAACGCUACUUGAAGCAGUGGUCAAGCCGGCUCAAUCUACCCGACGUUGUCAAGCUUACGGGAUAUAUGCGCACGGACGGUGAACUUCUGCAGUGGAAAAGUGAAGGGCUUCCAAGUGACGACCUCAGUCAGGAGAAUGCAAUUGCAAUGCUCGAUUCUGUGCAGACACCCCUGGUUAUCGAUCCUUCCAAUCAGGCUAUUGAGUGGGUAAAAAUGAACCUAAAGACCAACAACAUUGUGUCGGAAGUAACCUCCAUGCACGAUGAGCGGUUCUCCCACACCCUUGAACUCGCGGUGCGUUUCGGUAAGACGCUGCUCGUCAUGGAUGUUGACGGUGUAGAACCCAUCCUGUAUCCAAUACUUCGUCGCGAUAUCUUCACAGCAGGGGCUAAGCAGGUGGUACAGGUUGGGAACAAGCAAGUAGAUUGGCAGGACAAGUUCCGCAUUAUGCUCUUCACCAGACGAACAGAUAUUGAUCUUCCACCAGGCGCCGCUGCGUUGGUAUUGGUGGUGAACUUCUCCGUAACGAAGUUUGGUCUGGAAAAUCAGCUUUUGGGUGUAACUAUUCAGCACGAGAGACCUGAGUUGGAGCAGGAACGUGCUGCAUUGCUUCAAAAAGAGGAAAGCCUUAAGCUGGAGCUCAAUAAACUGGAGGAACGACUGUUAAGUGACCUCGCCAACUCUUCUGGUGAUCUGCUGGAGAACACUGCUCUCAUACAAGCUUUGAAUGAUGUGAAAGUGCAAGCUUCGAGUAUCACCGAGGCACUGGAGAAGUCUCAUAAACUAGAAGCGGAGCUUAAUGAAAAGCGAGAGGUUUAUCGUCCCUUCGCCAGCAACGGGUCGACGAUUUUCUUCCUCGUCAAGGACUUGGAGAACUUGAAUCGUAUGUAUCACUUUGGUCUCAAUGACUUCGUACGGCUUUUCGUUGAGUGUUUGAGUGGCUACAAGGGGGAGACAGACAUAGAGGCGAAAAUGGCGGGACUUGCCACUAAUUUCAUACAAAAGUGCUUUGUCCACGUGAGCCGCGGCCUUCUAGAGCGCGAUCGGCUUGUCUUUGGUAUGCAUCUCAUUCACGGUUUCUUCCCACAAAAAUUCCCCUCAUCGCUAUGGAACCUGCUUGUUGGUGCCUCCGCCGGAAGUGCCAAUACUGAGGGUAAUGCCGCCUCAGAUGGUAGUGUGCAGCUUCCAAUCUGGGCUCCACCCAUGUCACGCGCUAAAUUUACAGCCCUUCUUGCGGAUGCAACAGCUUCGGAACACGUGAAGAAGUGGGAUUUGAACGAUGAGAAGCGAUGGGGAAGUUGGAUCCUGGAGAACACGCCCGAGGAGAGUUUGACCAAGAACUCGGGACUGAGUUUCAUGGAGCAACUGCUCAUCGUGGACACCUUCCGGCCGGAUCGACUUGCGGAUCUCGCGCACCAUGUUAUUAUGCACUCAUUACAGCUUGAUUCCUUGACUCCUUUAACAUCGUUGGAAGAGAUGCUCACUGGCGCCAGUGCUACCACUCCAAUAAUUCUGAUUACUUCAGGUGGAGCAGAUCCAAGUCAAGAGGUGCAGGAAGUAGCGUACCGUCGCAUGGAGCGACAGCGCUUCACCCAAAUUGCGUUAGGUGGUGGGCAGACGGACGAUGCAAUGUUGCACCUCCGCCGCUGCGCAGCACAGGGCGACUGGCUGUUCUUGAAGAAUUUGCACCUUGUGCUGGACUGGGCUUACGUGUUAGAAAAAGAGCUGAGUGCUAUGCCCCCACCUAACCAAGACUUCCGUCUUAUUAUAACCACUGAACCCCACGACCUCUUCCCAACGGUGCUGCUGCGGAUGUCCUUAAAGAUGACAAUUGAGGCACCCCCUGGCGUGAAGCAGAAUCUUAUGCGGUCUUACAUCAUGUGGGACGAAGGUUAUCUGCGGUUGAAGACAAAAACGCUUUCGCAGAUGCUGUUUGGUUUAGCCUGGUUCCACGCGUUGCUGCAGGAGAGGAGAAACUAUGUUCCACAGGGAUGGAUAAAGUUCUACGAGUUUUCACUUGCAGACAUGAAAGCGGCAUCAGACGUUUUCUGUAUGCUAAGUCACAACAACAUGGACUGGGUCACGCUCCGAGGUAUGUUGCAGAACUGUAUCUAUGGUGGAAGGUUGGAGAAUGUACGUGAUGAACAGGUGCUGCUGAAGCUUAUUUCCAAGAUCUUUAAUGAGGAACUUCUCGUUUCGUGUACCAAAGCCCUGCACGAGAAACUGCACGUGCCAACCACCAGUGAACAUAGUGAGGUUGUACAGUUCAUCCGCGAUAACGUCUCCGAUGUAGACACGCCAGCCCUUUUGUGCCUGCCAGACAACGCAGACCGCGCGGUGAAGGAGCAGCACACAGACCGCCUAAGGGAAGAAUUGCGCUCAUUUGUCCACAGUGCAGGUGUCAGUGCAUCUGCAAAGGAUGUGUGGCGCUCCCUGCUCGUGCCAGUACUUGAAGUGUGGAAAAACAGCGGUUUAAAGGGUGGAAGCACUCAGGCACUGAGCGCAGGGCAAGGAAACUACGACCCUAUGAAGGUAUUCUUUAUUAGUGAGGCAGGGCUGCUCAGGGAGAUCGUGGAAUCCGUUGCCGCCAAGUUUGCUGACCUGCAGUGUGUGGCAGAUGGUUUGUUAAUGCCUUCGGCAGCACUACGAGAGGAAGCGGCAGAGCUUAUUAGUGGCCGCGCCCCCUCUAAUUGGCUAGACCAAAUGGACGGGCCGAAGGAAAUUGGAUUAUGGUUACAACUUUUGAACCGGAGGCUGACGGUCAUGACAACCAAUGCGCAGCGGGCAUUCUCCCCCAGUGGUGGUGUAUUUGACUUGGUGGACUUCCUAAGGCCCCAAACAUUUCUCAUCGCACUGCGGCAGUACACAGCUCGUACUACCAAAGCACCCCUUGUUGAUAUGUCGCUCGUCGCCGUUCCAAAAGGUGGUAAGGGCAGUGCCUCACCAGCCUCUGGCACCCCAUGCAUUACGAUAAAGGGUGAGUCCAUACAAGUUCAGGGUUCGCUGAUUGACGCUCAAGCCACCGUUUCACCCGUUUCGUCAAGCUCGCCGUCCUCCAUGCCUAUGCCCACUGAAGUGCAGGUGUGGUGGAUGUAUGGCAGCGAUAAGAGUGGCGGUGCACAUAUUCCUCUCUACACCAACGCCACGCGGAGCACCAAAAUUCUCGAUAUCUCCGUCCCUGGCGGUGAGGAAAAGGAUGAACAACUCUUACUUGGAGGAGUGGCCGCCUUCCUCAUGUCUGUUUAG